AUGUCACAGUCCACUCACAGUCCGGACCUCAGGACGGUUGUAGGUAUUCUCACUCUGCGUCGUGCCAAUGUCAAAGCCAAUCAGUAUGUUCUCCGGGCCUUCAUGUGGCUUGUCACUCUUUCUCAAGGUAGUGGAGAGGGAAUUGGACUGCCUAGUCUCUUCUCCUCUUAUACACCGCAACGGCGCCUGCCAAUUCAGAUGUCUGGCACUGCUUUUGGAGGCUGGCUGCUCAUGUACAGCUUUAGGCUACUAUUGGUAUAUGAUGUUAAAUCCUACAUGCUUCAUGCCACUCAAGGCUCUGAAUACAUGAGGUUGGGGCAC
Molecule: messenger RNA, 321 nt
Organism: Acaulospora colombiana
Lineage: Eukaryota; Fungi; Glomeromycota; Glomeromycetes; Diversisporales; Acaulosporaceae
Source: the annotation of a GenBank genome assembly